ACUUUUUUUUCCCUUUUAAUGAAUUAUGCAGGGUCAUCCAUUAUAUCCUUUUCAACAUAGGAGAAACCUAAGAAUUUUGUCCAGCUAGUUAUCUUGUAAUCAGCGGACCUCGUCUUUCCGGGGCAUAUCCCGAGAUUUCCUUUGUUACAUAGGAUACUUGUUAAAAAAAGCAUGAUAACAAUUUUACAAGCUAUAAACAGGUUUUUCACUACAAACUCUGUUCCAACUAGUUAUUAUUCUGGAGAGUUGCCAUUCCACAAAUAUACUUUCCCUAUAAAACACUCCAUUAAGGCGGAAGGAUUUGCUGAUUUUCCUGCAGAAGAACUAGCGUAAACUAUAUGGAAAACACGGAAAGGAAAAAAGAUGACCUGAAAAACAAGAAGAAAUGGCGUGGAUCAGUCGGAGGGCUAGUUGAUGCGCCCAUAGAUAAAGUGUGGGCAGUCGUGUCUCGAAGUUGCAGGCUGCAGGACUGGAUGCCGAUGGUUGAAAGAUGCACAGAUUUGGGUGGCGAGGAAGGCGUUCCAGGCUACGUCAGACUGGUUUCAGGUUUCAUGUUUCCCCAAGAAGACGGAGAUAGGUCCUGGAUUAAAGAAAGGCUGCUGGCUAUCAACCCUUCAUCCUACAGCUACGUUUAUCAGAUGGAAGCUAGCAAUGUGGGCUUGGAUGGGUCUAUAAAUUCAUUAAAACUUGCGGACUAUGGGGAGGAUUCCACCCUUGUUGACUGGUCCUUCGAGAUUGAUCCCGUGGAGGGUGCCUCCGAGGAUUAUACCAUAGAUUAUUUAGCUUUCCUUUAUAAAUCUUGUAUCAAGAGGAUUGUUGGUGCCAUAGAAACCUCGGAUGGAAAUAGCAAGUAGAUCCCACCGUCAGGUGCACCCCCAUUGUAUCUCGGACCCCGCACCUAACAUUUGUGAUGUGUAUUACUAA
Messenger RNA from Coffea arabica (coffee), 924 nucleotides. RefSeq names its product lachrymatory-factor synthase. Lineage: Eukaryota; Viridiplantae; Streptophyta; Magnoliopsida; Gentianales; Rubiaceae. The record is from RefSeq and is a predicted model, not a curated record.